AUGAGCAUUCAACAACAAGCCUUGCUUGUAGAGGCUGUCGGGAAGGCUUCAAAACUUCUACCACCAUCAACAAUAUCAAAUCAACAAGCCUCCGAUCGUAGGAAGAGUCCUCACAAAGUAGUGGAUCCAUUCUCUGAUUAUCAAGAUAAUUCCGAAUUAAUUGAUGAAGAUGCUAAUCAAGAAUAUGAAAAAUUGGCAAAACAAUUGAAUAAUGCUGUGGUGUUUAUGGACAGUGUGAGUGCUGAAUGCUUUUCGUGGAAUCAGUUCGGAGAGGAUCAAUCACUCACAUCUAAUCAUUUGUUAAAGCUUGGAGUUUUGACAAUAUUGGAUCUAACAUCGGAUCAAGAUUGGCCAUCAAUUGAUAAACUUAAGGAUUUGAAAGAAAUGAAUUUGAGUUGGAACAAUUAUGUAUCGAAUAAUGACAAUACAGAAAAUUCAACAAAUAAUCUAAAUAUUAAGGAAUCAAUUGAUAGCGAGGAAGAAGAUGAUGAAUUUGAAAAAUUCUACAGUGACGAAGAGGAUGAAGCACCAACUGUAAAUACUAAAAAGUCAACAGCACCAGAGAGCUCUGAAAAAAUUGAACAUUUCAUUGUUCAAUCAGAUAUGAUUACCCCUCAAAUGCAAGACACACCUAAUGUACAAAAAGCAGUCUUUUUUGUUUGCCAUUUGACAAAAACAUUGGAGCAAGCUGUUAGAAAGAGUGUGGAAAAGUACAAAUUCACCCAUAUUUAUUUCUACUGCCCAUUUAGUGAGGGAUUUUGUGAGUAUUAUCAGUCUAAGGUUUUGGAAGGUAUUGAAUUGGAUGAGAAUUAUGUUCCUUCUGUCGGCUAUUUCAAAGAAUAUUUAACCUAUUCAGAUCUCAUUGAAAAAUGUAGACUGAUAAUAUUUGAAACUCAAUAUAACCUUCACAAAAAGGAAAAUUCCUCUAAAAAAUUUGAAAAUGAAAUUAACAACUCAAUUCAUGUAGAGGUCAAUCAUUACUCAUUCAACAUUUCAGCAAUCAUGCCAAACAUUUUUGUUACUCCAACAUGUCAUGGUGUAUUUCCAAUUUUAAGUCUUGCACAAAGGUCUCCAGCAGUAUCGUCUCCAAUCAAAUCAUCCAGCUUACUAUCUGGAUUUACUAUUGGAAGCCCUCAGAAAGAAAAGAAAUCAGAGGUUUUAAUGGCCUUUGAUGAAUUGCCAACACCCUUCCAACUUCAAUUCAAAAUGCUGGCAGCAACCUUGAGAGAUUUAUUGAAGAAUAUGAGAAUGAGUGUUGACGUAUACUCUCUGGGUCAAUCUUCCAAUCUCAUUGCUCAAGAUCUUCAAAAUUUGAUUAGGGAGGAAUCUUUCCGUACUACUAAUUCUUGUACUUUGGUUCUUGUUGAUAGAUCACUUGAUUUAGUAUCUCCAAUGGUACAUUCGGAAAGUAUAUUAGAUAAGGUUCUGAAUACUACAGAAAGAAAAACAGGUCUAUCCACAAAUGUAAGAUUUGAUGGAAUGACUUUAAACUCAUCUUCAUCUGAAUUAAGAAAAUUAAACAUGUCUGGUCUACUCCACCAUGGAAAUGAAAAGAUUAUCAACCUUAUGAACUCAAUAAUUGAAAAGAAGAAUUCGGAAUCUAUCGGAGAGAUGAAAGUAGUUUUAGACAAGUUACAAAACUUGACCACAAAGAAAGGUGAGCUCUCCUUCGAAAAAACCACACAAAGUUUGAAAAAUUUAUUGAAAGACCUGGCAUUAUCAACACUGUCAGAUAAUUGUGACGUUAUACAAUUUUUAUCCACAAUUAUUCAUGCCUUAGAACUCACACAAAGUAAUACAAAGAGGGCAGAGUUAGCUAGUGCUGAAAAAUUGAUUCUCUACGAGUGCGACAAUAACCAAGAUGAGUUAUUGACCUAUAUUAUUAAUAUUUUAAAGAAGGAUGGUUCCAAAUUCUCAUUACAGGAUGUAUUACGUUUAGUCGUGAUGAUAUAUUCUGUGGUAACACCUGAUUGUUCCUUCAAAAUGGAAAGAGACCUCAAAAAAUUGCUCGCUAAACAUAUUGUCGAUAAUUACAAACAAUCCUCAUGCAUAUCAUUUAUUGAAAGUAUUCUCUCUGAUGAAACAUUGGAUCAAUUGCAAAAUCCAACAGAGGAAGAGGAGGCAUCACCUGUUGAAGAGGAGGAGGAAGAGGAGGCAGAUUGGGACAAUUGGAAUGAAGAUUUUGAUGACGACAAACCAAAAAAGAAAUUCGACAUUAAGGAAAAUAUCCAAAAUCUUGUAGAGGAAGAUUUAUCCAUAAUUUUCAAAUGUUUGAAUGCAGUCAAAAGACAACGUCAAUACUUCCAAAUACUCAACAAAUUGGCUGCUAAUGAUCAUGUAUUUAUAUUCGAAAAUGAGAGUGGUAACUUGGGAAAUACUGAAACACCUUUCAGGUCUCUGUGCAAACAAUUGGCCUAUGUAUUAGGUGAAACUGAACCAUGCCCAGAUCUUGUACAUAAUGCCUCACUUUUGAGCACUAUUUCCAACACAUUCGGAUUCAUGUUCCAAUCCAAAUCGAAGCCAAUUAAGAAUGAAUCUUCCACUAUGAUACUUUUCAUUGUUGGUGGCAUUACCUUUGGAGAAAUUACCGACAUUAAACAAAUGAUCAAUAACAACCUCAGAGAAAAAGGGCAACACUCACCAUACUUUGGUAAGAAGAUUAUUCUCGGUUCCACUUGCAUUACCUCUGCAGAAAUUAUUCUCAACCAUCUCUUCUCUCAUUAGAAAUUUUGAACAAUAAAUUUAUGCUAAAAUUUG
Molecule: messenger RNA, 2757 nt
Organism: Naegleria gruberi
Lineage: Eukaryota; Heterolobosea; Eutetramitea; Acrasida; Naegleriidae
Exons: 3
Coding region: 1-2724 (907 amino acids)
Biological process (GO): vesicle-mediated transport; intracellular protein transport
Source: RefSeq, a predicted model, not a curated record